AUGGUGAAGCUGACUGCGAGCAUAGUUAGUCGCGUUGAUCGAAGCAAUAGCGGGAGCGGACACGUACGCAAACCUAGGCCGACAGUCGAGCACAUCCAGUGCCAGCUUUUAUCUAUACCUGCCCCAUACAAGACGAGGCCGAGAGGUCCAGUAACCAAACUGAUCAGCAUAGCGGGCAGGCGCAUCUCAGGCUCGCGUAUCCCGUUGUUGCGCCUUGUGAAGAAGUCCGCAACCGCAUCGGACAAUUUCCCACCGGCGAAAAUACCAAUGAAGUUGCCGACCAUUCCGGAUAUGAAGCAAAGGCCAGACUGCCAUGCCUCGAAGCCAUAUGCGGACGAGAAAGCUGAUGCGAAAGGCUCUCCAGGCUACGAACAAGCCCGCAUCGGCCGAGUCUUCAAUCAUCGCCGUCCGGAUCGAUACCCUAUCGCUGUUGUCGAAGCCACCAGAGAGCAGCACAUCGUCGAUACGGUUAGGCUUGCCAUUGAGAAGAAGUGUCGUGUCUCUGUAAGGUCCGGAGGCCAUAGCUGGGCAGCUUGGAGCGUCCGCGACGAAGCGAUACUGCUCGACCUAGGGAACUACAAGGAACUAUACUAUGAUGCGGCGACUGAGGUUGUUCGAUGCUCGCCCAGUACCGUCGGAAGAGAUCUCAAUGGUUAUCUUGAGACCUACGGCCGUCUUUUUGUAGGCGGUCAUUGCCCGGAUGUUGGGGUUGGGGGAUUUCUUCUCCAAGGUGGAAUGGGCUGGAAUUGCAAGAAUUGGGGGUGGGCUUGCGAAAAGGUCAACGCGAUCGAUGUCGUCACCGCCGACGGGCAGGAGCUCCACUGCGACGCAAACCAGAACAGCGAACUGCUCUGGGCUGCCCGUGGUGCCGGGCCAGGUUUCCCAGCCAUUGUAACACGCUUCUACUUGGAAACGCGGCCCCUACCCAAGGUGAUGAUGACUUCUGGCUACAUAUAUCCGGUAUCCGAGUACCGCAAAGCCAUGGGAUGGAUAACUGGAAUUGCUGGAACUUACGAUGCGGAUACCGAGGUUGUUGCAGUCGCAAGCUACAAGCCAGGCGGUGACGAGAUAACCAUCUUAUGUCUCUUCACAACGUUCAAAAACACAGAGGAGCAGGCCAAAUGGGCAUUGCAAGAGGCCGAGAGCACGCAUCCCUCUGGCACGAUCGAGAAAUGGCAGUUUAAGCCCACCAGUCUCAAAUCAGAGUAUGAAGACCAAGCACGGGCCAAUCCAGCCGGCCACCGUUAUUGCGCGGACAAUGCCUACAUCCGGAACGAUGCGGACGUGGUUUCUGUGCUGGAGAAGGCCUUCACCACCCUAGCCCACAAGAAGGCGUUCUCGUUAUGGUAUUCCAUGGCGCCGGUCUCGCGCCGGAAGCUUCCCGACAUGGCUCUCAGUAUGCAAUCGGACCACUACUUUGCUUCAUAUACGAUCUGGGAGGACGAGAAGGACGACCGCGGCUGCCAACAGUGGGUUAGAGACAUAUUUGACAAGGUCGAGCGGCAUUCCGAAGGCGCCUAUCUGGGCGAUGCAGACUUCCAGGUCCGGAGAACUCGGUUUUGGGGACAGGAGCAAGGUAAGAAGCUUAUCGCCAUUCGUAAGCAAUGGGAUUCGGAAGGCCGCGUCUGCGGGUACCUUGAUGCAGGCGAUAAGUCCCGAGCGGAAGGGCUGCCUAACGAGCACGAAUGGUUGGUAGGCCCAAAAAUCUAG
Trematosphaeria pertusa is the source of this 1710-nucleotide messenger RNA. Its product is annotated as FAD/FMN-containing dehydrogenase. The record is from RefSeq and is a predicted model, not a curated record. Gene Ontology annotation, molecular function: FAD binding. NCBI's taxonomy places the organism in Eukaryota, Fungi, Ascomycota, Dothideomycetes, Pleosporales, Trematosphaeriaceae. The transcript is spliced from 4 exons. Bases 1 to 1710 code for a protein of 569 amino acids.